Medioppia subpectinata is the source of this 1055-nucleotide messenger RNA. The record is from the annotation of a GenBank genome assembly. NCBI's taxonomy places the organism in Eukaryota, Metazoa, Arthropoda, Arachnida, Sarcoptiformes, Oppiidae.
GUAACUGUGGGGCAGAACCGGAGCCCAAACAGUCAAAAGCGAUAUAUUUUUUUCUUAUUAUAACAUUUUUGGCGUUCAGUUCUUUUAAACAAAUUCUGCAUUUUGUAGAGACAUUCGUUCAGUGAUUCUCUUCCAUCAAAUAGCAAAAGCAAUUUUUGUGGUGAAAAAUACAUAUUCUUAUUAUCGACUGACAAACAAAGUUAUUACCAAUUCUUUACGUUCAAAAUGGGAGACAUUGAACAAGAGAUCAAUUUGGAUGAAAUCACCGACGAAUCUGUUUUGCAAAAUCUGUUAGACCAAACAGAGGAUAUCGACGACCGAAAGGCCAUCAGAGCUCGCAUUCAGGAGUUGCGAUCAGUAGAGAAAGCGCGAAGGGAAGAGAAAUUGAAUAAAUUGACGAAUUCUAGAGAAGAUAGACUUCAAGCGAAACAGAAAGAAGCGAAUGAACAGAAACUGAGAACAAUGGCUAUGUAUGACUCGAUGGCAAAGUCCGCUCCGGCCGGCGGAGACAAACGCAUGGAUAUCGGCAUCUAUAAGAGCUUUGAUGCGACGCCUCCGGGAACGCCCACCGGAUCGAUAUCAGGCAUCAAAGCCAGUGAUUUAGUUGAAGACGCGUUGCGUUCGCGACAGAAAGCGGCCGAAGACAGGAAGAAGCGAGUGUUGGCCGCAUACGACGCCGCCGCCAGAGGCGCGCCCUCAGGAGUGGCCAAUCGUGAGGUCAACUUCGAGGCAUUUAAGAAAGUUGACGUCUCUGAUUAUACUCCCGUCAAAGCGGAGAACUGCUCCACAUUUGGUAGCUCUGGUGGUGUGGCCAAAGUGACAAAGGCCCCCUCUUCACAGCCGGGAACUCCACUCAGUCCAGGAUUCCCGGGCGGAGUGGCCUUUCCUAAAGCGGCCGAACCCGACGCCAUGGAGCGCAUGAUCCGCGGCCGACAACAAGAGGCCGAAGACCGCAAGAGACGUACUCUCGCGGCCUAUGAUAUCGUCGCCAAACAGGGAGCAGGUAUGACAGACAAUGAGAUGACAUAAACAGAGGAGUAGAAGAAAGAAAGUUA